AUGUUUCGAAAGUGUGGCAGCGUAAACGACGCCAAGGCUGUUCUUGACGCUAUAGAUUCUCCAAACGCGCGGUCCUCGAGCUCGAGGAUCCAAGCAUAUGCCAUCCUCUUGAUCACGCCGAAGAGCACGCUGUGGAACACGAUGAUCGCGGCAUACGGUAGAGUGAACCAUAUCCAUCGCGCGCAAGAAAUAUUUGAUAGAACGCCACAGAGAAACGAGGCCUCCUCCUGGAACUCUCUCAUCGCAGUUUAUGCCAAAGACGGGGAUCUUGAACGAGUGGGCUUUAUCGUGGAAAGAAUACUGCUGGAUGCCAACACCUGGACGACGAUGAUCCAGUGCUACACCCACGCCGGGCAGAUUGAUCGCGCCAAGGCUGUGUUUGAUUCGAUGACUAGCAGGACAUGUCGGCUACACUCAAAACCAGCAGUUGUAGGAAGCACAAUUCGUGUCCUUUGCUAUGCGCCAUCGCAACGAAUCCAUGCUAGCACAAUUUACCCAUUUUCGGCAUCUUUAGCAAGUUUAACUUGUCCUUGUAGAGUGUCACAACUCUGGUUGCCGGAUCUGGGACUUCUUCCUGCCGAUGGAGACGCGGAGCAUCGUCUCAUGGAUCGGCUAGAUGAGGCGAGAUCGAUCUUCCAGGCGAUGACUUACAAUGAUCCCGUGGCUUGCAAUUCCUUGGCGCUGGCAUUCGGCGAUGCCAGGGAGACCUUUGACGCCAUGCGGAGCGACGCGAUCUCCUGGAACGUGAUGAUCGCUGGAUACGCGCAGAACGGCCAGAUCGCGAGCUCGCUGGAUCUCUUCUCGGCAAUGCGGCUCUAG
This is a messenger RNA of Selaginella moellendorffii, 819 nucleotides long. RefSeq names its product pentatricopeptide repeat-containing protein At1g09410, mitochondrial-like. Gene Ontology annotation, molecular function: RNA binding; protein binding. Gene Ontology annotation, cellular component: intracellular membrane-bounded organelle. Gene Ontology annotation, biological process: RNA modification. Lineage: Eukaryota; Viridiplantae; Streptophyta; Lycopodiopsida; Selaginellales; Selaginellaceae. Bases 1 to 819 code for a protein of 272 amino acids. The record is from RefSeq and is a predicted model, not a curated record. The transcript has 4 exons.